CUAGAUUAUACAUAGGUUAGGCUUGUGGCUAGUUGCAGGAAAUUUUAACAAAAGGGACAUGACAUCAUGAUGUUGUUACAUCCAGACAAACAAUUUGCCCCAUAGUUUAAUAUCUAACUCCCCUCCCCUUCUCAAGGCUGAAAAAUGUUUAGUACUUUUCCCCCGCACGAUUAUACCUCUCCACAGGCAACCGCCUACUCUUGUGAAUCUCAUAGUUGGAAAUUGUGAUUUCCGCGAAUCCUAUAAACAAUGACCACCCCACGAAUUGAGCACUACACAACGGAUGUUCACGCCCACUGGGAAGGGAUCCAUCCACAGGAUUGGGCUGAGGUCGAUCUAAUCGGAUAUGAGAAUGCCAUGGAUAAGAUGUAUCGGUUUUUGUGUGAAAAUCCGGAUGCUGCUCUAGUCCAAGUUGGCCACAGGUCAAAACUGCUCAAUGACCAUGGCUCUGACUAUCGGUUCAAUGGAAAAUUCGCAAGCGAGCAGACUAAACCAGAGCGCAGUCACCAUGAAUAUAACCAUUUUGGCAAGUUGAUGAAAUGGGAAGGCGAUCGUUGGUACAAGUAUGAUUUCGAAGUGGAAGUGACAGAUCACACCAGAUCUGAAUGACGCGAUGGUAUCAAGCUUGGAUUGUUAAGGGCUUUACAUGGAACAAUUCAACUAUUUUAUGGGCGUCUUUUCCAGGACAUUUGCGGGUGAGUUGACUACUAUGCUCGCCUAUUUUUUUGGGGCUCAGUCGAUCUAAAAGUCCUAUCAAAGAGGGUAUGCGCAGAUUAUUUGGAGACUUGCGCAAUUGCUAUGCCUACCCAACCAAUUUAUGAGUCCCCUGCCAUGA
Messenger RNA from Aspergillus novofumigatus IBT 16806, 835 nucleotides. RefSeq lists its product as uncharacterized. NCBI's taxonomy places the organism in Eukaryota, Fungi, Ascomycota, Eurotiomycetes, Eurotiales, Aspergillaceae. The transcript has 2 exons. The record is from RefSeq and is a predicted model, not a curated record. The coding region runs from base 250 to 609 and encodes 119 amino acids.